Parastagonospora nodorum SN15 is the source of this 567-nucleotide messenger RNA. RefSeq lists its product as hypothetical. The transcript is spliced from 4 exons. NCBI's taxonomy places the organism in Eukaryota, Fungi, Ascomycota, Dothideomycetes, Pleosporales, Phaeosphaeriaceae. Bases 1 to 567 code for a protein of 188 amino acids. The record is from RefSeq and is a predicted model, not a curated record.
AUGACAGUUGCCAUAUCGCAUGUCGGUUUGUCUUCAGCCGCACUGGGCCCCAGAAACGGACUUGCGCACUCUGGGGACUUGGAAAAUGCUGGGUCUUCCUCGGCUGAAGCAUCGCUGAUCACGAUUAUCUCGAACGCGCUGUGCAUCAAUGCCGAUGCUGAUGAGCUGAAGCCUCUUCUUUCAGGCUCCUUGAAUGAAACGAAAGAUCUCUGGGCUGACGAAGAAGUCAUGUACAGGCGGCCGGGUAAGAAGAUACUUGUUUGGUGUGGUGUUCGUUGGCUCAUUGUAGACUUCCAGGCUUGGAAGAGCUGCCUGAAGCAGGUAGCACUAACUGACAAAGAACCUCUUCAAGCUACUGAUACUUGGCCAGACGAGGAGAAUGAUAUGAGUUAUCUCUCACGCAUAAUGUCUGUGCUGCAGCUCAGUGAGGUAAAGUACAACGACUCACUGCCGACACCAGCAGAGUCUUCUGUGGAUCUCAUGGCUUCUCGGAGCAUGGCUUCAUUCCUGCUCUUCUACGGUGGGCUCACGUCAGAUGACAGUCCACUGUCGAGUAUCAUGACCUAA